CUGCCCGCUGACUGAGCCGCUGCCCGGCUGGCUUCCUGGCCGGCCCGCCCCCGGCGGCGAUGAAAUUCCCGGGCUCGGUGCUGGUGUCGCUCUUCCUCUUCGUGGCCGAGACGGCGCUGGCGCUGUACCUGAGCAGCACCUACAGCUCGGCGGGCGACCGCAUCUGGCAGUCGCUGACGCUGCUCUUCGCGCUGCUGCCCUGCGUGCUCGUCCAGUUCAGCCUCGUCUUCAUCCACCGAGACCUCAGCAAGGACAGGCCGCUCGUGCUGCUUCUGCACAUCCUGCAGCUGGGACCCCUCGUCAGGUGCGUGGAGGUUUUUUAUAUUUACUUUCAUGCAGGCAGAAUAGAGGAGCCUUAUGUCAGCAUCACCAAGAAGAGGCAGAUGCCAAAAGAUGGACAUUCGGAAGAAGUUGAGAAGGAAGUGGGCCAAGCUGAGGGCAAGCUGUUUACACACAGAUCUGCGUUUAGUCGGGCAUCGGUGAUCCAAGCUUUCCUAGGCUCUGCACCGCAGCUGACGCUUCAGCUGUACAUAUGUGUCCUCCAGCAGGAGAUGACGGCAGUCAGAAGCAUCUUCAUGGUCCUUUCUCUCCUGUCGAUCGUCUAUGGAGCACUGCGAUGCAACAUCCUGGCCAUUAAGAUUAAGUACGACGAUUACGACAUCAGCGUGAAGCCUGCUGCCUACCUCUGCAUCUUCCUCUGGAGAAGCUUUGAGAUUGCCACUAGGGUGAUAGUCCUGGUCCUCUUCAGCUCUGUCCUUCAAAUCUGGAUCCUCCCUGUGGUGCUAGUGAAUUUCUUUGCCUUUUUCUUUCACCCGUGGAUUCUCUUCUGGCAAAGUAAGUGCACUUUGCCGGAAAAUAUAGAGAAGGCUUUGAGCAAAGUGGGCACUGCCAUUGUCUUGUGCCUUCUCACUUUCCUGUAUGCUGGUAUUAAUAUGUUUUGCUGGUCAGCUGUGCAGCUGAAGUUGAAUGAUUCCGACUUAAUUGACAAAUCCCAAAACUGGUACAGGCUGGCUUUAUAUUACAUUGUGAGGUUCCUUGAGAAUGCUUUUCUCUUGCUGAUGUGGUAUAUGUACAAGACUGAUGUCUAUACGUAUGUGUGUGCCCCUUUGCUGGUCUUACAGUUGCUGAUUGGCUAUUGCAUAGCUGUUCUUUUUAUGCUCGUGUUCUACCAGUUUUGCCACCCGUGCAAAAAACUUUUCUCCUCCAAUAUUUCAGAAGGAUUGGCACUGUGUUUCAAGUUGUUUUGCUAUGUAUGCAAACCUCUUGCAUCCAGCACCUCUGGGGAAAAGGCAGACUUGAAGACCCCAGACGAUACUGUUAACGAUGCCCAGGACAGCUGCAAGGCAAAUGAAUCCUAUAAUGGAAAUGCCCACCAAAGUGUUUCGUCCAAUGCCUAGAGCUGCUGUCAAGGAGCCACCGCUCUCAAGACUUGGAUAUUUUAGCUGGGUAUAUUGCCUGUUUGGAUCCAGGUGGGAAAACGUUUCCGGCCCAUGGGUCUGGAAACCUUUCUGGGAAACAUCCCAAUGGUGUGCGGGUCCAGAGGAAAAAGUGGGCGGAGCAGCAAAUGUAAAUUUUUACCUUUGUACAGUAGGCUAGUUUCUUCACAUACUCCUCUCCCCCUCCUAAAUCCAGG
Messenger RNA from Lacerta agilis (Sand lizard), 1633 nucleotides. It is a transcript of the gene XK, whose product is annotated as X-linked Kx blood group. The transcript is spliced from 3 exons. Gene Ontology annotation, cellular component: membrane. Lineage: Eukaryota; Metazoa; Chordata; Lepidosauria; Squamata; Lacertidae. The coding region runs from base 60 to 1397 and encodes 445 amino acids. The record is from RefSeq and is a predicted model, not a curated record.